AUGGCAACUGUGGAAAUAAAAAACACAAAAACAGAAGAAGAUGAUGUGACACUGGAUCCAGAUACAGCAUAUCCCUGGCUUACUCCCUCUGAAUAUGGAAAACAAGUGCGAUAUGGUGAAGAACUGCAGAAUGUGACUCCAGAUCAAAAGAGGUUUAUGUAUUAUUUUGAUGUUAUUGCCAAGAAGGGAUUCAUCUCAGAUUUGCAUUGGAUAAUGGAUUCAAAAAAAAGAAGGUCAUCUCCGAGAGUUCAUGGUCCAGACCUAAGUCCUUCUCCCUCUACUUCAGAAGAACACAUUGUACCCGUCAAGAAAAAAAAAGGUCAUAAAGUACAUGAUAAAGUGGUAGAAAAUGUAGGACAUGCUGCUCCUGCUAUUGUUUGUGCCCAACAGCUAACCUGUCCUGUUUGCCUGGAUAUCUUCACCAGUCCUAUUUCCACCCCAUGUGGGCACAGCUUUUGCAUGGAGUGCAUUACAAGAUAUUGGGGUAGAAGUGGCGAUUGUAUUUGUCCAUUCUGUAAAAAAAUCUUUCGCCAGAGACCUGAUCUCAAUAUUAAUCGAACGUUGGCCGAAAUCACGGAGGAAUUCAAACAAACGAGAGUCAUGUACAGUGACCUUUGUUUUGCUGCCCCUGGAGAUGUGUCCUGUGAUGUCUGCAGUCGAAGAAAGUUCAAAGCUGUUAAAUCCUGCUUGGUAUGUCUGGCCUCUUUCUGUAAUGAGCACAUCAGGCCUCACAUUGAAGCGGUCAUUUUUAAGAAGCACACGCUGGUGGAACCUGUAAGUUGCCUUGAGGAUACGCUGUGCACACAACAUUCGAGGCCCCUGGAGCUGUUCUGUAUGACUGACCAGACUUAUAUCUGCCUGCUGUGUGGCGUGAAAGAGCACAAGAUUCACAACACUGUCCACAUAGAGGUGGAAUGGGUUGAGAGAAUGAAACAAAGAAAGGUUCAAAAGGAAAUUCAAGAAAAACAUAAGUCACUGGAGGAGCUGAAAACGAAAGUGGAAUCCAUAAAGAAAUCUGCACAUGAGGAGACAGAGGAAAGCACAAAGUCCCUGGAUGAACUGAUGCAGAUAAUUGAGAAAAAGCGAGAAGAUGUGGUUAGACUGAUUGAAACGAAGGAAACGACCAAAGUAAAUCAGACAGAGCACCUCAUUAAACUACUAGAGCAAGACAUUCAGCGACUUGAAGGACUUUUGAAACCAAACGAUUACUUCAACUGCCUAGUGAAGGAACAAUCUGUAUGUGAACCUUCGAACAGUCAAGACCUCGAUCCCGUUACUUCAUCUGUUGACAGUGACCUACUGCUGGGCGUCUAUAGAAAAGCAUUUGGUGAACUCUCAGACAUGCUCAGAGUCAAACUGGAAAAAACAACAGAAGCAGACAUGGCCCGGAUGCAGAAAUAUGCAGUGCAUCUAACUCUGGAUCCACAUACGGCUAGUCCGUCUCUUACUUUAUCAGCAGAUGGAAAAGAGGUUUGCUAUGGUGACGCGGAACAGGAGAUCCCCGACAAUCCAUUGAGAUUUGAUAUUUUUUUCAGUGUCCUAAGCAAAGAGGGCUUCACCUCAGGGCGACACUACUGGGAAGUGAAGGUUGGGGAAAAGACGGACUGGAUUUUAGGAGUUGUCAGAGAGUCUAUCAACCGAAAAGGAGACAUUGAACUGUGUCCUCAAAAUGGAUAUUGGACUGUGUCUUUGUGCUAUGGGAGUGGGUACUGGGCUUUCACUUCCCCUUCUACCUUUCUUGCUCUGAAUAUAAAGCCCCGAAAGGUGGGGGUUUUUCUCGAUUAUGAAGAAGGUCAGCUGUCAUUCUUCAAUGUGGAAUCCCAAACUCACCUGUAUACUUUUAUUGACAUAUUUACAGAAAAACUCUAUCCAUACUUUAGUCCUUGUGCUAAUGAAGAUGGUAAGAAUGCAGUUCCUCUAAUCAUUUGCACUACCUGUACUAGAAAGUAAUUGCAUAUGUUCAUAUUGAUUGAAAAUGCACCACCAAAUAGUGGUGGUCUUUGAUUUUAGUACAAAAAUAUUCCACCAAAAGUCGAAAAUAAAUGUAACAAGCUCACAAAAUUGGAUGAUGGAGGACUUGCUUAUGCAGUAUGUGUUUCAAAUGCUAGACCUCCCUGUUCUUACUCCUGACUUAUUUGUUCAUAAGCAUAAAAACAUUAACUAUACUGCAUUUGCCACAGACUUGUCUAUAUUUUAAGUCAGACAAGCAUACAUUGACCCCUGCAGACAUUCCAAUGGCAAAAGCAGAACAACAUAAUGAGGAGUACUCUUUGUAUAACCAGUGGCAACCUUUCUGUAAAUUCCAGUUUCAUUUUCUCUGACACUUUGAGAUAUUUCCAACCCUUUAUAAAUAUUUUAUAUAGAACUCUUUUAGAGGGCUAUAGACUUUUUGCAUAUACAAGAGUUAAUUCAUAAAACACUAAGCUUCAUGUACAUAGAACAUAUGGUACACAUAUUUGUAAACACGUUCUGACAUUUUAAUGCCUGUACUUUUUGGUUGAAAAUUACUACUACAUUACUACUGUAAUGCUGUUUUAUUUAAAGAUGUUUUUCUCAAUAAAUAUUUUUUUUUUUUUACUUUUUUUUUUUUUUUUUAACUGUCCAUGAGAACAAAACAGGUAAACGUGCUGAAUGUUUGUCCUUGAGCUUUACCGAUGGUCAUUACAAAGGCUGGGCAAAUCAAAAAAUGGCCUUCUCUUAAUUUUAAAAGAUAAUGUUUGGUGAUUAGUAGAC
Erpetoichthys calabaricus (reedfish) is the source of this 2733-nucleotide messenger RNA. RefSeq names its product E3 ubiquitin-protein ligase TRIM39-like. The transcript has 10 exons. NCBI's taxonomy places the organism in Eukaryota, Metazoa, Chordata, Cladistia, Polypteriformes, Polypteridae. The record is from RefSeq and is a predicted model, not a curated record. The coding region runs from base 1 to 1950 and encodes 649 amino acids. Gene Ontology annotation, molecular function: protein binding; zinc ion binding.